Messenger RNA from Paralichthys olivaceus (Japanese flounder), 2945 nucleotides. It is a transcript of the gene cldn35, whose product is annotated as claudin 35. Gene Ontology annotation, molecular function: structural molecule activity. Gene Ontology annotation, cellular component: bicellular tight junction; plasma membrane. The record is from RefSeq and is a predicted model, not a curated record. Gene Ontology annotation, biological process: bicellular tight junction assembly; cell adhesion. NCBI's taxonomy places the organism in Eukaryota, Metazoa, Chordata, Actinopteri, Pleuronectiformes, Paralichthyidae.
AACAUGUUUAAUUUGAUAAAAGAUUUUUAUUUCUAUUCUAUUAAAGGAGGUCAAUUGUUUUAUCUUUGCGGAUGAACAGAAGUACCACUGCGACGCCACAGUGUGUCACCUUCCUCUGCCUCCCUUUUGUGUAUCGUCCCCUCUCCUCUCUCCCGUUUCCUGUGUCCUGCGCUGGUUGCCAUGGCCACUGUUGCCAAGGAGAGCGGAGGCUACAGAAGACACGAAACCUGAGCCAGAGAUCUUGAUGCCUCGAUAUUUAAUUCAUCAGCACAAUGGAACACCACCACGGCUCAGUGUGAUGCAGAUGGAGCAGCCUUGGGUGAAAAAAGGACAUUUCUGCAUGUGGAGACAAAGAGCUGCUGUCACAACCUCCUGUUACACAAAGUCUGUUCCUCCUGCAGCUGUUACAAAGAUAUUCAGAAUAACUGCAACGAAUGAGCUGAUGUAUAUAAACCUGCCAUUUCUGCUAUCAAAAAUAUUUAAGGUCAAACACAAAAGGCUUCAAAAUUCGGCGUUUUGUCGGGACACAAUGACGUGUGACUUUUUUGAGCUCCAACCUGUGGAUUUUCAGCUCGUCGACCUCAUUGUUGGAGGAACCGUGACCCCACUUUGCAAAGCUGUUUCACCUUUUCACUGCUGCGUCGGACAAAAAGGGCAAAUGAAAGCUAAUUUUUGUGAAAGCUCCUUUAAAAAUAUGCGUGAGUUUGUGCUGCACGGAGCGACACAAACGGUGUAAUCCCCAUUGUCGAGGCCCCUCUAUGUUGUCUUUGUGUGAACUGAUCCACCUACAGACGCUGCUCCAUCCACCUCACACUCCUUUUGUUGUCUCACCCUCUUUUUGCCCUCUCUCCCCUCCCUCCUGCAUCCCUGUGUGUUUCUUUCCUGGGGUUCAGUGUUGCUCUCCCAGGUUUGACUGUCACCAGCCGUACUGAAGAUGGGAGGCCUGGACAUGAUGCUCCGUUUACCCAGAAGUCUCACUACUCUGCCCUGAUUUGUUAUUUAUGCUCUUGCUGGAACAGGAUUGACCCAUUUGGGCUGCGUGGAUACCAAAGGAAAGCGGCCGGGGGGAGGGUGAAGCCGAGCGGCUGCUGAAGUCUGAAGUGGCCUCGUCAAGGCUUGGACCCCGGCGUGUUUAUUGUCACUGAGGACGCACUUCAGCUGGCAGCAGCAGCGGUGUCUGCUGAUGAGAUCUGCUGGUUGUUUCCCUCUGGAAACCUCAAAUAAAUCACCAGAAAACCCUUUUUUUGAUUGACUUGUGCGGCCGAUUGUUCAUCUCCUGUGGAUUAUCUCUUUUAUUUAUUCUGUGAGGACCAAACAUUGGAUUUCCGUCGACUCGGGGGAACAAAGCCAGGACGAUUUUUAUUCUGUGUAACCAAGCUUCACUGUUUUCAACCUGUCUGUGACAGGAGACACUCAGCAGCAUCAGUGGCCUUGAAUCCAAGUAUCAGGUUUUAUCUGUCUGGUCCACGUAGGUAAGGCUACACCAAACCAGGAGAGCGGCAUUGAAAUACACUGCAGCUCAACAGACGGCCCCCUGGGUUUGAACCACAGAAGACGGCAGAGGAACCACUUUCAUACAGCAAAAAAUCGAGCCUGGCUGAGAUCCAUCUUUUGCCUACAAGGCCUGGAAAGUGAAGUCUGAUUGAUCCCUGCUCCUGCCCGCUGUCACAGGUGGCUGCACAGCUAUGGGCUACUCAAUAAUGCAUUGACUCAAACUCAGCAGCAGAAAGAAAAAGGGGAAAGUGUGUGAGACUCAUCCUUUGAAAAGGCGGACUACUUUCGAGAGAAAGCCGGCGAUUACAUCUGGAUAACCCCGAGAAUUGAGCAGACAUGAAACUGAAAACAUUGAGCAGAUGUUGAGCAGGAAAAGGAAAAGAUAAGGAUAUGGAUGCUGACAAAGUGAGAGCGGGGCGAGGACCUUGAGAGACGAGGACAAGCCAGACGAUAGAAAGACGAGUAAAUCCAAGUUGGAGACUUUGAAGAACUGAAGGACAAAAACAAACUCUCACCACAAACAGAACAUAUAAGAUAUUGGUGAUCGCUCAGGAGAAGCUGUGAGACAACAAGGAGGUCGUUGUCAUCAUGGUGAACACUGGCAUGCAGCUGAUCAGCUUCACCUGCGCGGUGACCGGCUGGAUCAUGGCCAUCGCCGUCACGGCCUUGCCCCAGUGGAAGGUCUCGGCCUUCAUCGGCAGCAACAUCCUGACCUCGGAGAUCAAAUGGGAGGGCAUCUGGAUGAACUGCAUCUACCAGACCACUGGUCACAUGCAGUGCAAGACAUACGACUCCAUGCUGGCGCUGCCGCCGGACAUCCAGGCGGCCCGCGCCCUCAUGUGCCUGGCCAUCUUCAUGGGCUGGCUGUCCUGCACCGUGUCCUGCUGCGGCAUGAAGUGCACCACCUGCGCUGGGGACGACCGACGGGCCAAGGCCGGCAUUGCGCUCUCGGGCGGGGUUCUCUUCAUUCUCACGGGCCUGUGCGUUUUGAUUCCCGUCUCCUGGACCGCCAACACCGUGGUCCAGGAUUUCUACAACCCCAACGUGCCCUUGAUGCACAAGAGAGAGCUGGGUCAGGCCAUCUACCUGGGCUGGGCGUCUGCUGUUAUUCUCAUGAUCAGUGGAGCCGUGCUGAGCAGCACCUGCCCCCUCAUGGAGAGGAGCGGCAGAUACCGCAGAGGUUACAUCGGUCGGAGCUUUGCUAAUUCACCCGCAUCAGCGGCGGAUCCCCCAAAACCCAUCACAUCCAACAGUCUACCACUGAAGGAGUACGUAUAGGAAGAGAGAGGGGGAAGAUGAUGCUGUUAAAAACUGUAUCUCUGGUUCUUUCCCAAACUUACUGUCCCAGGUUUCAGGUCUGUGACUUUUAAGCUACAAAUUGAGAGCUAUAUAUUUAUCAUAUAUUUAAUUUAUAUUUUGUUUCGUUUGUUUAUCUCUUUGUAUUGUUAAAC